AUGGUGUUAGCGUGGCUGCAAACACAGAUUCGCAGUGAGAAGGAAACGGUGUCUGACGUUAUCUCUGAGCGCAACUGUAUGCGACAGCGAUGUCUUGCCCAAAUUGAGACUGCACUGCAAAAUCUCUGGAACGAUUCUCGACCAAAGAUCGGUGUGCGUGCAGUUGAGGCACUCGGCAAACUGUGCACACGGCCACCUGUGCCAAAUUCGGAGUCGCAGUAUGUAAGAGACGACAGAGGUUUAUGUAGGCUAUGCAAGGACGUAUGCAUUACAGGGGAGCGUUUUGCCAUUCUUCUUGGCUAUAACUCAUCUCUGAGAAGGACGUGUGAUAUGGUCGCAGACAAUGCUCGCAAACGAUUUACGGACAUAUUUUUCCGAGAGUAUGAGUGUGAGCUUGCCGACAUGACAAGUGAACGGAGGUACCUUGAGCGGUGCUUUGCUGGUCUCGCGGAGGAAUUGGCAUUUCAAAGGGAUAGCGCGAAAUAUGUGACCAAGGCUUCCAUACUAUUUGGUAUUUGUGUCAAAAUAGAGACGGCUUUGGACGCUCUGGUGAGGUAUUGCUACCAAAGCAUUGAAAUGGAUGCCGCAUACCGACGGUUAAGCGACACGCCUUGUUGA
Sphaeroforma arctica JP610 is the source of this 618-nucleotide messenger RNA. RefSeq lists its product as hypothetical. The record is from RefSeq and is a predicted model, not a curated record. Lineage: Eukaryota; Ichthyosporea; Ichthyophonida. Bases 1 to 618 code for a protein of 205 amino acids. The transcript has a single exon.